This is a messenger RNA of Paramecium octaurelia, 1324 nucleotides long. Lineage: Eukaryota; Ciliophora; Oligohymenophorea; Peniculida; Parameciidae. The record is from the annotation of a GenBank genome assembly.
AUGUAUUUCUAAAUAAAAAUCAUCCCAAUUAUAGUGAAUCUAGUCUCUAGCAUAAUAGUGUACGAUACUAGGGUUUUUAAAGGGUUUGACAAUUAUCCUAUUUUUUCUUGUGCAGGAACCUCACAAACAAGUUAAAUCGUCUUCUCAGAUACAUUUCCUGAAAUUCCUAAAAUAAUCAUUUCCCUUGAAGAAAUUGAUACAAAUAUUAAUAACUCAGGCUUUAUUUUAGAGAUUACAGAUGUUCAGCUUACAUGUAAGUAUUUAGAUUAAUUAGAUUUUAAUAUUACGAUUUCAUGUCCAUAUUAAAGUGUAUAUGCUAUAAGAUUUAAAUGGUAUGCUAUUUGUGGAGGAGGUCUCCAAGUAAUAAAUUAUAUCAGUUCCGGAGGCAUUGUCAACAAUACUUUUCCACAUUCAAUGAGUAAUCCGAAAUAUGGAUUUGUGAGUUUAACAGGUUUCUUAUACAAUGGAUAAAUUGAUUUUCUACUUUAAGUAAGUCAUUUAUAUAAUAACAUUCUCAGGUAAGUAAGCUGACAAGCUCAUCUAUUUCGGUUGAGAUUAACCAAGUAGCUGGAAAAUUCCCUAAUUUACUAAAAAUAGGUUAUUAAGUUGUCAUAUCAUAAUAUGAGAUAAUCAAUCUAGGAUUAUAAUAUGCUCCUCAGAAUUUUAUAAGUUAAACAAUUUAGUAAAUAUGCAGUUAAUGGUUUAUUUUUAACCUUUAAGGUGUUAAUUUUCAAAACUCUGAUAACUUCAGAUUAAACCUAACAUAUAAUAAUAGUGCUGAUAUUAUUUCUUAUGAGUUUGGAAAAUGUAUAAAAUUUAUCAAAUUUUAGGGAUUGGAUAAUAUACUGGAAGUUAUCAUUCUUAACUUUUGUUUUCUUAUUAAAAUAUUUACUUUAGUUGCGCUUUGAUAAAAACUAAAAUGAAAUUGAUCUCAGCUAUCAAUAUCAAUGAUUUACCAGAAAAGAAAAUUGUUUUUAUUGAUCUAAAUCUCCAAUAUAUUAAUGAAGGAAUAUACAAUUUAAUUUUAAAUAAAACGCUUUCCUAUAUGUAAUUAGAAGUAGCUAUGAAAAGCUUUGAAAGGAAAUUUAUUUAAAGCUCAAUUCAUUCAUAGGAGAACUACAAUCAUUUAUAAUCCCACGUUAUUAAAUAUAAAUAUGAAAAAAUCUUCAAUUUCAUGACUUUCUAUCUAGCAUUUACAUCCCCUAACUAUGAAUAAUAAAAAUUAAAGAUAAUUAUCACAACUGGGAGUAUUGAAUUAGUUCAAGUAUUUUAAAAUUGCAUAUAAGAAAUGACAAUUCUUAAAUUUGAAUAUAUAGAUAUCUGA